GGACCUGUAACUUUAAUCAGGCGCACCCAGGAUGAAAUGAUCAUAACAGCAGAGGGUACAAAUGAAGAACGUCUUGCUACAAAUCGUGCCAAUAAUCUAUUGAAAUCACUUCUUCGUGCAAGAAAUCCUGAUCUAAUAAACGAUGAUACAGAACUAGUAGUGGAUAUUUGGUUAGCAGCAACUCCGUCGGAACGAAUAUCGAUGGCCAAAAAUUGCUCAACGGCGUCAAUAAUGGAUAAUGUCGAGAAUUUAACCGAACAAAACCGAAACAUAUUGAUAUAUUGCUUAUGCUCGAAAUAUCUAGUAGAUUUUGAUUCUAGUCAUAACACUCUGCUUGACGUAUCUUUAUUCACUAUACCGUCAUAA
Messenger RNA from Acanthocheilonema viteae, 366 nucleotides. The record is from the annotation of a GenBank genome assembly. NCBI's taxonomy places the organism in Eukaryota, Metazoa, Nematoda, Chromadorea, Rhabditida, Onchocercidae.